Molecule: messenger RNA, 219 nt
Organism: Brugia pahangi
Lineage: Eukaryota; Metazoa; Nematoda; Chromadorea; Rhabditida; Onchocercidae
Source: the annotation of a GenBank genome assembly
AUGCACCUAAUUUCAAGUUAUAUGAUUGGCGAUGAUGAAAAAGUGAGGGAAGUCAGAAGCGAUGAAGGAAAAAGCAAGGAAAUGAUGAAAGAUUACGGAUCCUAUUUUCAAUCAUAUCCUCAUUUUAAAAAGGAAGUAGAUAUCGUCGUCGGCAUCCCUCACAAAUAUCCGAUGUCCCAAGAGGCCAAAGAUACGGAUCGCUUCGUAAAAUUACAAUAG